Messenger RNA from Salmo salar (Atlantic salmon), 4446 nucleotides. RefSeq names its product macrophage colony-stimulating factor 1 receptor 1. Gene Ontology annotation, molecular function: ATP binding; macrophage colony-stimulating factor receptor activity; cytokine binding. The record is from RefSeq and is a predicted model, not a curated record. Gene Ontology annotation, biological process: positive regulation of cell migration; regulation of MAPK cascade; cell surface receptor protein tyrosine kinase signaling pathway. Lineage: Eukaryota; Metazoa; Chordata; Actinopteri; Salmoniformes; Salmonidae. Gene Ontology annotation, cellular component: plasma membrane; signaling receptor complex; CSF1-CSF1R complex.
UGAGAAGCCACACCAAUCAACCAGUUCCUUAACUACCCUUGAGUAGAGCGGACAGACAUUUACACAUAGAGACAGAGCAGUCAGAGACAGACAGAGGCAGUGAGAGGGACAGAAAAUGCUCUUCCUAGCCCUUCUCCUGGGCAUCAUGGUCUGCUGCACAGCCCAAGAGCAGAGCCCUCCAGUGAUCAAGCUGAACUCGGUGGUGCUGAGGGAGGCUGAGUGGACUAUCCCUAUUGGAACCUCAUCUUUCACCUUGACCUGUGAGGGGUACAGCACAGUCACCUGGUCAACCACAGCAUUCAAACUCAUGAGGAAUACUAGAUUGGGGAGUGUGAUUACCACCAGCCGCCUUACAGUAGACUACACUGGCACAUACAAGUGCAUGUAUGAGAACCAACCAGACCUCAUGUCAGAGGUCCACAUCUAUGUGAAAGAUCCCCAUAACAUCUUGGUGACCCCUCGAACCCUGGGAGAUGUGAAGGAGGGCAGUGAUGUUCUCCUCUGUCAGCUGACCAACCCCAUAGCCACUGACCUAUCCGUCCGUAAGGCCAAUGGAGACCCUACACCCACCGACAUGAACUACACUGUCAACCCAAAGAGAGGAAUCCUCAUCCGAUACCUUCUGACCAGCCACAGCGCAGACUACGUCUGCAGUGCAAAGAUCAAUGGGGUCACGAAAGUCUCCAAAGUUGUCCCCAUCUUCGUCAUUCAAAGGUUGCGUUUUCCACCAUCUGUGUUAAUUGAGGUAGAUGGGUAUGUUCGUAUUGUUGGAGAGCAGCUCCUGAUCCUCUGCAUCACCAGCAACCCUAACCACUUCUACAACGUGACAUGGAAACACUCCUCCCUCGAAGCAUUGGACUUUUCACGUAAAAUAAUACAAGAGGACCAGAGUAAUCAAGUGCACAUCACCAGUAGUGUGACUAUCCCAGCUGUGGCCAUGUCUCACACAGGAAACUUCACCUGUACAGCCAUAAAUGAGGCUGGGUUCAACAGCUCCACCACCUACCUGCAGGUUGUAGAUAAGCCUUACAUUAGGCUCAUACCCCGCCUGUCACCAGAUCUCUACCUAAAUGGCUCCUUAGUUGAAGUGAACGAAGGAGAAAACCUUGAGAUAAACAUUCAGAUCGAAGCAUAUCCCCAAAUCAAGGAGCAGUGGUGGGACAUCCCCAUGUCUCACAAUCACAACAUCUCCACUCAUGACGACACAUGGGCCGUCCGAUACAAUAACAGGUACGAGAGCAGCUUGCUGCUACAGAGAGUGAGGUCUGAGGAGAGAGGCCAGUACACCCUCCACACUAGGAGCACAUGCCUCAACGGCUCCAUCACCUUCAAUGUCCAAGUCUACCAGAAGCCCAGUGCCAUGGUCAGACUGAAGAAUGUUACCACCCUGACCUGCACCGCCUCUGGAUACCCAGCUCCCACAAUCCUCUGGUACCAGUGCCCAGGAAUAAAAACCACGUGUGAUGGUGAUAAUGACACCGUGGAGGUGCAGCCUCUUCUCACCAGCACCAUGGAGGUGCAGAGUGAGCUGACCCUCAGUCCCUCAAGUAUGGAGGUCACAGUGGAGUGUGUGACCUUUAACCUGGUUGGUAAAGAGCGGGACAUCUUCGUAUUGCGUGUCCCUGCUGUGAUUUCACCAGAAUUUGUAACGUCCAAGCUGUUCACACCCACUUUCAUUGGAGCCACCAGCACAGCAGCCCUUCUGUUCCUUCUGCUUGUCAUUGUCCUGUACAAAUACAAGCAGAAACCAAAAUAUGAAGUCCGGUGGAAGAUCAUUGAGGCCAAUGACGGGAAUAACUACACCUUUAUUGAUCCUACACAACUUCCUUAUAAUAAGAAGUGGGAGUUCCCUCGUGAUAAGCUGAGGCUUGGCCAGAUUCUGGGAGCAGGGGCUUUUGGGAAAGUAGUGGAAGCCACUGCCUAUGGUCUGGGGACCAAUGACAACAUGACCACACGCGUGGCAGUAAAGAUGCUCAAGCCAAGCGCCCACUCAGAAGAGAGAGAAGCUCUGAUGUCAGAACUGAAGAUCCUCAGUCACCUGGGAUCUCAUGACAACAUUGUUAACCUGUUAGGGGCAUGUACUCAAGGAGGCCCAAUGCUGAUGAUCACAGAGUACUGCAGCUAUGGCGACCUGCUUAACUUCUUGCAUGGCAAGGCCAAGCUGUUCCUGUACUCUAUCCCGAGCGGACCAGGGAAUCCAGAGGUUCCACGGGUUCCAGAGAACAGUGAUCACUACAAGAACACAUGUGCACAGGAGUCCCGUGUAAGGAGUGACAGUGGGAUCUCGUGCUCCAGCUCAGACAACUACCUGGCCAUGCAUCCAGCGCAGAGACCCAAACACUGUCCUAUGGGUUCCCUAUGUGAGGAUCCAGAGACAGGCACCUGGUCGCUGGACAUAGAAGACUUGUUGAGGUUCUCCUCUCAGGUGGCUCAGGGAAUGGACUUCCUGGCAUCCAAAAAUUGCAUUCACAGGGACGUGGCGGCUAGGAACGUCCUCUUGACCGAUGGCCGUGUGGCAAAGAUCUGCGACUUUGGCCUCGCCAGAGACAUCGAGAAUGACUCCAACUAUGUGGUGAAAGGAAAUGCCCGUCUGCCAGUGAAGUGGAUGGCCCCUGAGAGCAUUUUUGAAUGUGUGUACACAGUGCAGAGUGACGUCUGGUCCUAUGGGAUACUGCUGUGGGAGAUCUUCUCUCUGGGUAAGAGCCCAUACCCUAAUGUUGUGGUGGACACCUGGUUCUACAAGAUGAUCAAAGAUGGAUGCUACAUGUCUCAGCCGGACUUUGCCCCUCCAGAAAUAUACACCAUCAUGAAGAUGUGCUGGAACCUGGUACCAACAGAGCGUCCAACCUUCAGUACCAUCGGCCAACUUAUCCAGAGGCUACUGCCUGACCAGCCAGACCAUACCUACAGGAAUGUGCAGGAUAAGACUCCACAGCAGGAGGCAGGAGAGCAGGGGGACCCAGCUAAGAUGAAUGAGGAUUGUGAUCAGACACUGAACCAGGAGGGAGAGGAGGAGCCCAUGAUGAAAAAGAACAACUACCAGAUCUGCUGAGAGCACAUCAGACCAUCAUCAAUGACUAUACAUUCACAUUAAUAUCUGUCAAUCACAGGCAAGAGAUGGGUGGACACACACCAGUUUAUCCAAAUGCCUUGAUUCUCAUUGUACAGAACAUGAUUUCAGUGCCAAUACGGUAACUGCCAGUAAGCAACAUCGGGAACUAAGCUUUUAUGCCUUGAUCAUGUUAUGCCUUGAUCAUUGAUCAAAUGACCAAAAGCUCAUAAUUAGGUAACAUAGUUAAAGUAUCUUUCAAGCUGCAAUAUGUACGUUUUUGGGUGACCCCACCAAAUUCACAUGGAAAUGUGAGUUAUAGAUCUGUCAUUUGCAGUGAAAGCAAGUCUAAGAAGCAGUAGAUCUGUUCUGUGCACUAUUUCUAUGCUUUUCCUUUCACAAGUUUCGUUUUUGCAUCUUUCGCUUUCUAUUUUGUACACAAGCUUCAAACAGCUGAAAAUACAAUAUUUUUUUGUUAUUUCACAGCAGUUUAGAUGGUACCGCCACAGGUAAGGAAGACUCAGAGAUACCUCUGCUGCAGAAUAUAAAUUCAUUAGAGUUAACUGGACCUCAGAUUGCAGCCCAAAUAACAGAGGAGACUGUGUGAAUCAGGCUUUCAUGGUCGAAUUGCUGCAAAUAAACCUUUAUUAAAGGACACCAAUAAGAAGAAGAGACUUGCUUGGGCCAAGAAACACGAGCAAUGGACAUUAGACCGGUGGAAAUCUGACUUUUGAUCUGAUGAGUCUAAAUUUCAGAUUUUUGGUUCCAACCGCUAAAGGUGAAUGGAUGAUCUCCACACGUGUGGUUCCCACCGUGAAGCAUGGAGGAGGAGGCGUGAUGGUGCUUUGUUGGUGUCACUGUCUGUUAUUUUUUUUAGAAUUCAAGGCAAACUUAACCAGCAUGGCUACAACAGCAUUCUGCAGCAAUACACCAUCCCAUCUGGUUUGCGCUUACUGGGACUAUAAUUUGACUUCAACAGGGCAAUGACCCAAAUCACACCUCCAGGCUGUGUAAGGGCUAUUUGACCAAGGAGAGUGAUUGAGUGCUGCAUCAGAUGACCUGGCCUCCACAAUCACCCGACCUCAACCCAACUGAGAUGGUUUGGGAUCAAUUAGACCACAGAGUGAAGGAAAAGCAGCCAGCAAGUGCUAAGCAUAUGUGGGAACUCCUUCAAGACUGUUGGAAAAGCAUUCCUCAUGAACCUGGUUGAGAGAAUGCCAAGAGUGUGCAAAGCUGUCAUCAAGGCAAAAGGUGGCUACUUUGAACAAUUUAAAAUACGUUUGAUUUUGUUUUUGCUUCCUACAUGAUUCCAUAUGUGUUAUUUCAUAGUUUUGAUAUCUUCACUAUUAUUCUACAAUGAAGAAAAUAGUAAAAAAUAAAGAAAAACCUUGAAUGAG